Messenger RNA from Equus quagga, 2912 nucleotides. RefSeq names its product RAB35, member RAS oncogene family (gene RAB35). Gene Ontology annotation, cellular component: plasma membrane; endosome membrane. NCBI's taxonomy places the organism in Eukaryota, Metazoa, Chordata, Mammalia, Perissodactyla, Equidae. Bases 148 to 753 code for a protein of 201 amino acids. Gene Ontology annotation, biological process: endocytic recycling; Rab protein signal transduction. Gene Ontology annotation, molecular function: GTPase activity; GTP binding. The record is from RefSeq and is a predicted model, not a curated record. The transcript has 6 exons.
GGAGGGGGAGCCGAGGGAGGUGUUUCUGUCAGUUCCGGCUGUUUGUUCGGGAAGUGGAUCCGCCGCUGCCGGAGCAGCCCGGAGGGAGCUGCGGAUCGCGAGGCCAGCACCGACCCCGCCCGCCCGCGCGCGCCUCCCCCGCCCGCCAUGGCCCGGGACUACGACCACCUCUUCAAGCUGCUCAUCAUCGGCGACAGUGGUGUGGGCAAGAGCAGUUUGCUGUUACGUUUUGCAGACAACACUUUCUCAGGCAGCUACAUCACCACAAUCGGUGUGGAUUUCAAGAUUCGGACGGUGGAGAUCAAUGGGGAGAAGGUGAAGCUGCAGAUCUGGGACACGGCGGGGCAGGAGCGCUUCCGCACCAUCACCUCCACGUAUUAUCGGGGGACCCACGGGGUCAUCGUGGUUUAUGACGUCACUAGUGCCGAGUCCUUUGUCAACGUCAAGCGGUGGCUUCACGAAAUCAACCAAAACUGUGAUGAUGUGUGUCGAAUAUUAGUGGGGAAUAAGAAUGAUGACCCUGAGCGGAAGGUGGUGGAGACAGAAGAUGCCUACAAAUUCGCCGGGCAGAUGGGGAUCCAGUUGUUUGAGACCAGCGCUAAGGAGAACGUCAACGUGGAAGAGAUGUUCAACUGCAUCACAGAGCUGGUCCUCCGAGCAAAGAAAGACAACUUAGCGAAACAGCAGCAGCAGCAACAGAACGAUGUGGUGAAGCUCACGAAGAACAGUAAACGAAAGAAACGCUGCUGCUAAUGUCCCACCCACCCACUGCAGAGACUGCACUGCGGCCACUCCCCUGGCCUGAGGCCCGUGGGCUCCUCGGGGGACAGUCUCAGUUUCGUGCCGUUAUUUAAAGAAUUCUCUCCACGUUUUUGUAUCGGGAGGCGCCACGGGCACUUCCUCCCCUCCCCCUCAAGUGCCAAGAAGGUGUUGGACAACCUGCCCUUCCCUUCUGGUGCCCCUGCCCCCUGGCCAAGGCGCCUGGGCCCGGCGAGGACGCUGCCAGCCGAGCGGACUGAUUAACCAGAGUUUGUACAUAAUGUAUAUUGCUUUAACCAGCGUGUCACCCACGUCCUGCUCUGGCUUUUGCCUCCUUAAUGCCAGCCUGCUGCGACAGACCCUCCCUCCCCUCCCCAUCCCAUCUUACUGCCAGCAGCUUCCUGAGGAGACAGGAUCGCGUUCUAGCCACGUCUUUUGCCAACCUGGGCUGGUGGAGCGGGCUCCAUGUUACUCGUUCCACGGGCUGUCGGCCUCUGUCCCUGGCACGCAGGGUCUCCCCCGUCUCCAGGGCCUGUGCCGCCUCUGUUCCCAGCCCAGGUCCCUUCCUUCCCCAUCCCCAUCCUGGCAGCUGGGGAAACCUGGCCCUGGGGUAGGCCUGGAGGUUCCCUUAGACUAAGGCCCUGCCCCCGGCUGGCCCAGUCCUUUGGUUCCACAGGAGUCAUCCCUGCCCUUUGGCCAACAGGUUUCUUGUCCUGCCUUCUAGAUGCCUCUGAGUGACACACCCAGGGGAGCCGUGGUUUCUAACCUAUGCCAACUGUUUCAGUUCCACCAGAAAGGUAGGGGUUGUUUGUGCAGCGAUGGGGCUUGCAGGAGGGCUGAGGAGCAUUAUUUUAACAGAUAAAGAAAAUGAAGCCAAAUCAAAUGAAUUAAGUUCCUCACACUUUUUUCUUCUCUUCCUGAGGUUUGGUUGGCACAGCAGCAAAAGUUGUGGCCGCCUCACUUUGGGUCCAGUGUUUUUAGAAAAAGUGAAUAGCUUCCUGUCAUUGUGGCGCCGGGCUCUCGGCAGAGCAGCUCUGCCUGCCUGGCCGGUUCUUGGUGGGAAAGGACCCUUGUCUGUGUCGGCCCAGCGCCUCCCACUGAGUCCCUCGGUCUCUGAUGCAGCACCAGGCACCUUGGAAUGUGGGGAGCGGGUGCCCGGGGCUGCUGGACGGCAGGCAGCCUUGGACCACUGACAGAACUGUUUUAGCAGCAUGAGGAUUUCUUCGCGGGUGGGAAGGAAUGGCAACUGGGGCUGGGAGCCAGCCAGCUUUGACCCACCCCGGUCCCCUGGCGGAAAAACCAGGGUCAUCUGCACUUGAUUACUGUCCCCCGCCCACCCCGCCCGGGACACCUCAUUCACCUUUCCCCUAAAAGGAUCACAUAACCUGGAAAUAAUUUAUUUCAACACCAUGAUGUGUGUUAUUAGAUUUCCUUUCCUAGGCGAUUUCCAGGCGAAGCCCUGAUUGGACAAUCACGUCACAGAUCACACUGCAGAUUUUCCAUGUUAACACUUGAUGGGUUUUUAAUCAGUAAGAACUAGGGGUUUCUUCUGACCUGUCUCUUCACUUUCCCCAAACUGCCAAAGGCCCGUGGUUCCAUGUGACAGGUGGUGGAGCUCUGAGGACUGGGAAGUCGGUGCUGUAGAGGGCGGCUGCGGGGCCAACCGGCAGGCGGCCCCCACUGGUUGGGGCACUGGGAGCAAAAACGUGGUCUCCGUCCUCAGGACUGUCGUGGCUGCCCAAGGUCCUAUGGGGGAUGUGCAGAGCUCGGGGCUCCUGAGGUGGGCGGCAUACUCGACUCUGAGCAUUCAGGUGACGCCAGUGUGGCAGUGCUUGCAAAUUCAAGCAAUAAGAGGACGGGGUCCUGGAAUUUUCCAGCCGAGGCUAGAAGCCACCAUGGCUUCUGGCAACUGGACGUCCAGCCCGAGCUGGUGGGGUGAUUUUGGUGACUGUGUGCCUGUCCCGAGUGUUACACGCAUGAAUGGGGGGUGGGGGGCUCACAGGGCUGGAUCGAUAUCCUGGUGGACCUGAUGUGAAAUUCCUGUCGAACAACAAAACUUUUAAAUGGUUUGCUAGGAUUAUUUCUGUAUUGAAAGUUUCUAAUUAUGCUUUUUAAAAAAAAUACUAAAAAUAAAGGUUCAAGCUGUCCAACAG